Molecule: messenger RNA, 5286 nt
Organism: Ornithodoros turicata
Lineage: Eukaryota; Metazoa; Arthropoda; Arachnida; Ixodida; Argasidae
Exons: 1
Coding region: 1-5286 (1761 amino acids)
Biological process (GO): DNA integration
Molecular function (GO): zinc ion binding; nucleic acid binding
Source: RefSeq, a predicted model, not a curated record
AUGACGGAGGCGUCACAGGAAUCGACUUCGAGGGUUUUCCUCCUGCAAAAGAGGAAGUCGUUUCGGCAGAGAUUGACCACUGUACUGAAUGAAGCCGAGCAAGCUAUGCAGGUCGUUGGAAGCUCUCAGGAUCACACCACUCGUUGUGAGGUACUGCUUGAGCGCAUCGUCAAAUUCUCAGCCAGCCUGGAUGACGUGGACAGAAAGUUGGAGUCUAUGUUUACGGUCGAGGAGGUUGAAGCGGAACUUGAGAGAAUGAUCGACUAUCAAGACCGGGUAACCACCAUCACCUGCUUACUGAAGAAACAUAUCGUCGCGCAGUCUUUGAGAGCUGGUUCCAUACUGGAGUCCAGAAAUCCUGGUGAGCUGGCGCUUCCCAUUGGAGAACGUAGUCGAACUGUAGGAGAUAGCCGUCACAGACCGCAGUUACCGAAGUUGGAACUCCUCAAAUAUAAUGGCAGUCAAGAGCACUGGCAGGAAUUUUGGAUAAGGUUCGAAUCCCUGGUAGACAGCAAUGCUUCCUUGUCGAACAACGAGAAGAUGUCCUACCUGACAGCGGUUCUUACUGGCGAGGCUGCAGCUUCAAUAAAGGGCGUCCAGCUGACGGGAGAUAUGUACGACACUGCGGUCAAGAUGAUUAAGGAAAGAUUUGGAAAUCCAAACAUGCUGGUACAGUUUCAUCUGAAGCGGUUGCUAGGUCUUCAGCUAGUACGCUUCUCCCGCAAUGUUCUCGAACUGAGACGUCUUCACGACACAGUGAAGGCUCAUAUGAGGAGUUUAGAAGCGCUGGGUACUACCUCAAAGUCGUUUUGCUCUCUACUGUUUCCUGUUCUACAACAAGCGGUUCCGCAAGAUAUGAUUCUCAGCUUCCAGAGGAAAGUUCACGGCGACGAACAAUCGCUUGGAACUACAUCGGCAGAAGAUCGGUAUGAGAUACUUCUCACGAAGUUGCUAGACUUUAUCAAGAUGGAAGCUGAGUGCAGGGAGCAACUGCCACUGGCUACAGGAGAUAGUGUCUACGACACGAGGAGGCCUAUUCAGACGACCCAGAGGAAGUUACGGCAAACUUCUUCUGAAAGACUAUCGUCCGCCUCCGCUCUUGGCGUCGAAGCCAGGAAACCGACUACCACUCGUGACAAGACGGAGCCCUGCUUCUUUUGCGGGAAUGAUCACGAGAUGCUGAAUUGCAACUUACAAGCAAAUGUGGCAGAGUUGGAAGAAAGGCUUUGUAGCAGCCACAGAUGCUUCCGAUGCGGCAAACAGUAUCAUACAGCAAAGGUCUGCCGAUCAUUUCGUAGCCUCAAAUGCAGAAAAUGUAAUGGACGACACUUAACUGUGCUGUGCAAGCAGAAGAGUACAGUACCAAGGUAUGGAGGGACGGUACUCGCAAGUGGCACGUGGCAACGUACAGGUUUGCGACAGGACAUAGUCCUGCUGCAGACUGCGCAAGUAGUCGUUUGCGCGGCCGGAGGAAAGGAGAAGUGCGUCCGUAUCCUCAUAGAUGGGGGAAGUCAAAGAAGUUUCGUUAAGCGAGCACUGUCCAAGAAGUUGCAAUUACCGACUGUUGGGAAAGAGCAUUUGGUCAUCAAUACGGUAGGCAAGGCCGGAACCGAAUCGUUGCAUCGUAGAGUGAAAGUCAGGCUUCGGUCGCAGUAUACUUCCGAGGAAGUUUGCAUUGAAGCUCUUGAGAUACCAGAAAUCUGCAUCGGCAAUCUUCCUAAUAUUGACCGGAAAUCUCUUGCUCAGCUGAAGUCCGAGGGAAUGUCUUUAGCAGAUGAAGCUACGUUCGCUGACGCGUCACCUGAAAUACUGAUACUUGUAGGAGCAGAUUUCUAUGGGUCCGUUGUAGCAGGGAGACAAGUACGAGUUCGUGACAAUCUCAUCGGUAUGGAAACCAUUUUCGGAUGGACUCUACAAGGCCCUACGGGAAAGCAAUCAGGUUACGAGUCUAACGUCCUACAUGUGCAAGUGUCCAGCGUUAACCACGACGAGGUCUCCAAUGCGCUGCAGUCUUUCUGGGAGUUAGAGCACCUUGGUAUUGUUGACAGUGAAGAGUCGGAGGGCAAGAAGCAUGAAGUUUUCCAGAGGUUUCAGGACACAACCAGAUUUGAAGAUGGUCGUUAUACAGUGCGCCUGCCGUGGAAUGAAGACCUCGUCUCACGACUGGGAAACAACAAGGCUGUAGCGGAGCAGCGUUUACGCAGCGCCACCCGUACUCUUUUGAGAGAUCAAGAGGUCAUGAACGAAUACGAUCAGGUGAUACGACAGUAUCUCAUUAACGGUCAUGCCGAGCGUAUUGAUGCAGCAUCACCAACACCUGUUGCUGCCCCGGAAUAUUACAUGCCACAUCAUGCAGUUAUCAGACGCGAGAGGGAGACUACGAAGGUUAGAAUUGUAUUCGACGCCUCAUCGAGUGCUCCGGGUUUUCUAUCCCUGAACCAAGUUCUGCACGCCGGUCCAAAAUUGAACUCUGACAUCCUUUCUCUGCUCUUAAGGUUUCGAAUGCAUCGCAUAGGCAUGGUGGCAGACAUCGAGAAAGCUUUCUUGCAGAUUGCACUUCACAAACAGGAUACAGACGCUCUGCGCUUCUUAUGGUACACUUCGACGCCGAUCGCAGGACAGCCUCUACCGUCUAUUGAGACAUGGCGCAUGACACGAGUGCCAUUCGGAGCACGAUCUAGUCCGUUCCUGCUGUCCGCGACCAUUCAGCAUCAUUUACAGCAAGUAGAGAAGGAUUACUUGCAGACUGCUACGCUCUUGGAGCAAUCCUUUUACGUGGACGAUUUAGUGGUCAGUGUCAGCACCUCAGGAAAUGCCAGGACACUUCAUGAGGAAACUCUGAGCAUAUUCGAAGCGGCCGGCAUGAAGAUAAAGAAGUGGGUCACUAACGACGAGGCACUUCUACGAGAGAUGUUUAAAAAGGGGAACUCUACAACGGAGACUACACAGAAUCAGACUAAGAAGGUUUUGGGGGUCAUGUGGGAUCUUCAACAUGAUCAGUUACGAUGUUCAGUUGCGUCUGUCCUGGACUCCAUGACGGAAAAGGAGAGUGUCAAGAGACAUGUACUGCAGACCAUUUCCAGGAUUUACGACCCAUUUGGCCUGUUAGGACCCUUCACUAUUUCGGGCAAGAUCAUGCUCCAGAAGAUUUGGGAGGCAGGAUUGCAAUGGAAUGAUCAGUUACCUUCAGACAUCGAUGCAGAGUGGAGAGAGUGGUGCAAAGGAGUCGCGGAACUGCAGCACAUAUCUGUUCCUAGGGAGAUAGCGAGCAACUCAUUCGUCGACAGGCUGCGCAAGUUGCAUAUUUUCGCAGACGCCAGCCCAAGGGCAUAUGGUGCGGUAGUCUACCUCGAGCAUUUGUCCGACGACGGUUCUCGCGGCAUGGCAUUUCUACUUAGCAAAAGCAGAGUCUCACCUCUCAAGCGCCAGACACUUCCGAGGCUUGAACUCACAGCAGCUCUUCUUGCUGCCAGAUUAUAUCGCUUUGUAUCCACUGCUUUGCAGACAGAGUUCGAUUAUGUAUGUUGGACAGAUUCCUUAAUCACCUUGCAUUGGAUCAAGGGAUCGGCAUCCAGAUGGAAGACCCACGUGGCAAACCGGGUGCGCCAGAUACAUGAGCUGACUUCUCCUGAAAGAUGGCGUCAUUGUCCUGGUGAAGAGAAUCCGGCAGACUUUCUCACGAGAGGGAUUAAGGGGCAUGAGCUGCGUGACUGUGAAGUUUGGUGGAAAGGCCCACGAUGGCUGAGUCAGCCAGAUUUAUGGCCGCACACAGCAUUUCCAGAUCAUACUGAAGGAGACGAGGAAUGCUUGGACGCUCAGGUGGCAUUGGUCAGCUGCACGACACAUUUACUUUCACCCGAACGUUUCAGUAGUGCCAAUCGACUUCUUAGAGUCACCGCAUGGAUACUGCGCUACGUACACAACUCGAAGCGGUCAAACGUCAAGAAAACAGGUCCUCUCUCUACUGAAGAAAUGGCGUCAUCAGAGCUGUACUGGAUCAAGGCUACUCAGACAAAGCUACCUACAGAAAGGUCCUCUCAUCUAGAGAACUUCCGCCAUUACCAGGAUAACGAUGGACUACUGCGACUAGAGGGUCGUCUGCAGUGCUCUCAGCAGUCACAAGCAGCCAAGCAUCCCAUACUGUUGCCGCCAGCGUCAGAGGCUUGGUUCACGUUGCUUAUCAUACUCAGAGAGCACUUAAGGAUGUCCCACGCCGGUGUACAGGAAACUCUGCACCAGUUAAGAGAAGAAUUCUGGGUAAUCAAAGGUCGUCAGUCAGUGAAGUAUGCUCUUUAUCAAUGUCUUUUUUGUCGACGACUGAAGACACGCCCCUGCACAGAGCAGGAGGCACCCUUACCUGCCGAUAGGGUCACUCAGCAACUUGCGUUUGAAGUCGUUGGCGUAGAUUUUGCGGGGCCACUUUAUUACAGAACGGCCGAAGGGCAACGGAAAGCGUACGUGGCUCUUUUUACUUGCACAGUCACCAGGGCAAUUCAUCUUGAGCUCGUCUCCGACCAAUCCUUCGGGACCUUCCUUAUGGCCGUCAGACGCUUUGUAGCACGCCGAGGUUUGCCAAGGAAGGUCUAUUCAGAUAACUUCUUAACCUUUAAGAAAGCCGCUCGAGAGAUUCCUGCCUUGCUGGCGAAUCAGUUCCAAGCGGUACGUGAGUAUGCCACACAAACACGAAUAACAUGGGAGUUUAUUACCGAACGUGCCGCCUGGUGGGGAGGCUUCUGGGAGCGUAUGGUACGCUCAGUUAAAGAUGCUCUCAGAAGAACACUAGGUCGGAGUCAGCUAGACUUUCAACAGUUGCUGACCGUGUUAACAGAAGUCGAAGCGAUCGUCAACUCACGGCCAUUGACACAAAUGUCAGAAGAUCCUGGCGACACCCAAGCUUUGUCUCCGUCGCAUCUGAUAUUGGGGAAGCGACUCACGGCGUUGCCGCCAAUUAAGAGACGUCAGACAGCGUGCGUAGACGCCGAACCGUUAGAGGUGCUGCAAGUAAAGGAAAGGCUCCUCACUGCAUACUGGAGGCAGUGGAACAAGGACUACUUGCUACAGCUUAGAUCUGCAAACCUGAGUCGACAUGCAACCUCCAACAGCGUUCAACCGCAUCAACUCGUACUACUGGCGGAUCAGCGGCAGCCAAGGAUGUUUUGGAAGCUAGCAAGGGUGCAGGAGCUUCAUACUGGACGUGAUGGACUUGUACGAUCGUGCACGCUCAAGACAGUCACUGGUUCCUUCAUCAGAAGACCAAUUCAGCUACUUCAUCCUCUUGAGGUCUAG